Molecule: messenger RNA, 2734 nt
Organism: Sus scrofa (pig)
Lineage: Eukaryota; Metazoa; Chordata; Mammalia; Artiodactyla; Suidae
Gene: XPNPEP1
Product: X-prolyl aminopeptidase 1
Molecular function (GO): metalloaminopeptidase activity
Source: RefSeq, a predicted model, not a curated record
GAGCCCUUCUUUUACCUCUUUGGGGAAUGGCGAGAAAAAUGAACAGCAAUAACCCGACGCUGCACGGCUUCCAUCCCCUAACUCGCCGAAGGGAAAGAAGCCAUGCGGGUUGCGGUGGGAAUGCAGAUACGUCCCCAGCGGCGGGCGGGGCCUGAAGGUGGGCGGGGCCGCGGCGCCGGCGCACGCCACAGAGGGGGGCGUGGCCGGCUCGGCGCGCGCGCCCCCCUCCUUUCCUUCCGCAGGCCCACCGGUGAUCAGCUGGUCUGCGCUCCUCUGACGUGAGCCUGGGCACGUCACCGCCGAAUGGCAGCCUCCAGAAAGGCACCGCGAGUAAGGGCAAAUUACCAGGAUUUUCAGCUGAAGAAUUUAAGAAUAAUUGAACCUAACGAGGUGACACGUUCAGGAUACCCAGGUGUAGGAACAGACGGCAGAAUGGCUCCAAAGGUAACUUCAGAGCUGCUUCGGCAGCUGAGACAAGCCAUGAAGAACUUGGAGUAUGUGACAGAACCAAUCCAGGCCUACAUCAUCCCAUCGGGAGACGCCCACCAGAGUGAGUACAUUGCUCCAUGUGAUUGUCGGCGGGCCUUCGUCUCUGGAUUCGAUGGCUCUGCAGGCACAGCCAUCAUCACAGAAGAGCACGCGGCCAUGUGGACAGAUGGGCGUUACUUUCUCCAGGCUGCCAAGCAGAUGGACAGCAACUGGACACUCAUGAAGAUGGGUCUGAAGGACACACCAACUCAGGAAGACUGGCUGGUGAGUGUACUUCCUGAAGGAUCCAGGGUUGGUGUGGACCCAUUGAUCAUUCCUACAGAUUACUGGAAGAAGAUGGCCAAGGUUCUGAGAAGCGCUGGCCACCACCUUGUUCCUGUCAAGGAGAACCUUGUGGACAAGAUCUGGACAGACCGCCCUGAGCGUCCGUGCAAGCCCCUCCUCACCCUGGGCCUGGAUUACACAGGCAUCUCCUGGAAAGACAAGGUUGCAGACCUUCGGUUGAAAAUGGCCGAGAGGAAUGUCGUGUGGUUUGUGGUCACUGCCCUGGAUGAGAUUGCGUGGCUCUUCAAUCUCCGAGGAUCAGAUGUGGAGCACAAUCCGGUAUUUUUCUCCUAUGCAAUCAUAGGACUAGAAACAAUCAUGCUCUUCAUUGACGGUGACCGCAUAGACACCCCCAGUGUUAAGGAACACCUGCUUUUUGACUUGGGCCUGGAAGCCGAAUACAGAAUCCAGGUGCUUCCCUACAAGUCCAUCCUGAGCGAGCUCAAGGUCCUGUGUGCCAGCCUGUCGCCUAGGGAGAAGGUGUGGGUCAGUGACAAGGCCAGCUAUGCCGUGAGCGAGGCCAUCCCCAAGGAUCAUCGCUGCUGUAUGCCUUACACCCCCAUCUGCAUCGCCAAAGCUGUGAAGAAUUCUGCCGAAUCAGAAGGCAUGAGGCGAGCUCAUAUUAAAGAUGCCGUUGCCCUCUGUGAACUCUUUAACUGGCUGGAGAAAGAGGUGCCCAAAGGUGGCGUGACGGAGAUCUCAGCUGCUGACAAAGCUGAGGAAUUCCGCAGGCAGCAGGCUGACUUUGUGGACCUGAGCUUCCCAACAAUUUCCAGUACGGGACCCAACGGCGCCAUCAUUCACUACGCGCCAGUCCCUGAGACGAAUAGGACCUUGUCGCUGGAUGAGGUGUACCUCAUUGACUCGGGUGCACAGUACAAGGAUGGAACAACAGAUGUGACUCGUACCAUGCAUUUUGGAACCCCUACGGCAUAUGAGAAGGAAUGCUUCACAUAUGUCCUCAAGGGCCACAUAGCUGUGAGCGCUGCCGUUUUCCCGACCGGGACCAAAGGCCACCUUCUGGACUCCUUUGCCCGCUCUGCUUUGUGGGAUUCUGGCCUGGAUUAUCUGCACGGAACAGGACACGGGGUCGGGUCUUUUCUGAAUGUUCACGAGGGUCCUUGUGGCAUCAGUUAUAAAACAUUCUCCGAUGAGCCCUUGGAGGCGGGCAUGAUUGUCACCGAUGAGCCAGGGUAUUACGAAGAUGGGGCUUUUGGAAUUCGCAUUGAGAAUGUUGUCCUGGUGGUUCCUGUGAAGACCAAGUAUAACUUUAAUAACCGGGGAAGCCUGACCUUUGAACCUCUAACUUUGGUUCCCAUACAGACCAAAAUGAUAGACGUGGAUUCCCUUACAGACAAAGAGUGUGACUGGCUCAACAACUACCAUCUGACCUGUAGGGAUGUAAUCGGGAAGGAACUGCAAAAACAGGGCCGCCAGGAAGCGCUCGAGUGGCUCAUCAGAGAGACACAGCCCAUCUCCAAACAGCAUUAAUAUCUCCCUGAUUUUUUUUAAAAAACGCUCUGGGGAAAGGAAGAAGCCUGGCACACCCCCAACAUCUUCCCCCUUUUGUCUCCUUCCUUACCUCCCCUUUUUACUUUUAGACUCUAAGAAGAACUGAAAAUCUUCUUAUCCUCUUUGAUAUUUUCUUGCAAACACUUGAUCUUUUAUGAUUUUUUUUUAAAUUGUUGAGAACUAGCAAAGAAUAAAUUGCUGCCCCAGAGGAGGAUUCCCCACAAAGCCCAGUGCUCGGAUCAGGGGCGAUGCCCUGAGCAGCCGCGGGGGAUCCAGUGUUUGGCGAUGGCGAAGCAGUGAGCGGUCUGCGACCGCCACGUUCCGGUGCUAGUACAUCAUUCAUGGCCACCUUCCUGUGCACGAGACUGUAUUUAUCAUCAGUGAAUAAAAUGUCAGAAUGGGCUUUGUC